Racocetra fulgida is the source of this 293-nucleotide messenger RNA. The record is from the annotation of a GenBank genome assembly. NCBI's taxonomy places the organism in Eukaryota, Fungi, Glomeromycota, Glomeromycetes, Diversisporales, Gigasporaceae.
CAAAGAACAAUUGCUGAGUUACGAUGUCAGUUUAAUGAAUUAAAUAGACAGACAAAUCAAAUAGAAAAUGAAGAUGCUAGACAACAAAGAGAUUCGCAAAUUGUAAAAAAGAAAGACUCAGCAAUGAAAAGUUUUUUUUCUUCAAUUAAACAGCAGGAUAAAUCUAAUGAACAAACCGAAUUUGACAAAUAUCUUCUGCUUCCUAGAAUAGAUCAAACAGAAGAAAAUGAUCUAUUAUAUUGGUGGAAGCAACAAAAAUCUAAUUUUCUGAUUCUUUGCACACUUGCAAAAAA